Messenger RNA from Plutella xylostella (diamondback moth), 1792 nucleotides. RefSeq names its product Rab geranylgeranyltransferase subunit alpha (gene RabGGTa). Lineage: Eukaryota; Metazoa; Arthropoda; Insecta; Lepidoptera; Plutellidae. The record is from RefSeq and is a predicted model, not a curated record. Gene Ontology annotation, molecular function: Rab geranylgeranyltransferase activity. Gene Ontology annotation, biological process: protein geranylgeranylation. Gene Ontology annotation, cellular component: cytoplasm; Rab-protein geranylgeranyltransferase complex.
AAAUAUUAAAAAUUAAGGUUCAUUUUAAAGUAAAUUCGUUAAUAGCACCGAGUUACUGUUGAGUUUUAACAAUAUAGAUAGUAUAUCUUAAUACAAAAAAGAAAUAUACAUUCCGAAAAUGCACGGAAGAGUUAAAGUUCGUACAUCGGAAGAAGAAAAGGCACGAAAGGAAAAGGAACGUCAAGAGAAACUGAAAAUAUUUAAACAUGCAAUGAAAAAAAUACAGCAAAAGAGAAGUGACUCUGAGCUGGAUAAGGAGCUGUUAGAAAUUACUGGCCAGGUGCUAGUAGCUAACCCAGACAUUUAUACACUGUGGAACAUAAGAAGAGAUAUCUUAAAUAUUUUUAAAAAAACUGAAGAAAAUGCUGAGGAGUUGUCAAAGUCUUUUGAUGGGGAAUUGAAUUUAACUGAAUAUUGUCUGAAAGUGAAUCCAAAGUCUUACUGCGCCUGGCACCAUAGAGAGUGGGUGCUCACUAGCAGGUGUGACCCGGACUGGAGGAAAGAACUUGCGCUAUGUGACAAGUAUCUCAAAUUAGACGAAAGGAACUUUCACACUUGGGACUACAGGAGGUUUGUGGUGCAACAGUACAAGCCACCACUAAAGGACGAGUUUGAUUUCACAACAGAAAAAUUGUAUGAGAACUUUUCAAACUACUCUGCUUGGCACUACAGAAGCAAGAUGCUAGUAGAAUUGUAUCCUGAUUUAGAAGCGGGGCGCCCCAUCGAGGACAGCCACCACCGACACGAGCUGGAGCUGGUGCAGAGCGCCGCCUUCACCGACCCCGACGACACCAGCGCCUGGUUCUACCAGCGCUGGCUGCUAGGAGCUGUAAAAGAAGCCACUCAAGUGGUUGUCUGCAGAGUUUCUCCAAAGAAGACAACAGUAGCGAUGAACAAAAAUGUGUCCAAAGACUUUGUUCAGAGCAAGAUAAAGAUAAUGUUUAACGAUACUUGUGUAGAUGGCGAAUGGACAUCCUGCACUGGAAACAAUUUUGAUAAUUUAUGGAUAUAUGAUAUUCAUAACGCUAUAACUGAUGACCUAGAUGUUAAGCUUCUGUUUGAAGAUGACAACAAUGAAACACAGGUUCUGUCAUGUAAGAGGCUCGAUGGAUCUACCUAUAUUGGCAAGUCUAAAAUUAGUUUCCAAAGGCAAUAUUCCAAACCAGUCAUAGAUGAACUAAAAAAGCAGUUGGAUUCAUGCCGGCAACUGCUUGACUUCGAGCCGGACAGCAAGUGGACCCUGUUGACGACAACCAUAUUUCUACAUUGCAUAGAUCCUAAGCAACAUCACGACGAAACUAUAACCAAAUUACAGUUACUGAAAACGAUUGAUACGUUACGAGCAGGAUAUUAUGAUGAUUUAAUAACCAAAUGGAAUAUUGAGAAUGUUCUCAGUGAAAAAUAUGAUGAAAAUGUUGAUGUUAAUCUCAAAAUUACAUUGAGUGAGAAGAUUGCCUGUCUGCCACACCUGCAAUACUUUAGUUAUUGUGAGACCGUAGAUUUGAGCAAUCAGAACUUGACAUCCCGCGUUCUGCCAUCGCUGGUAGUUUUGCAACACUGCAAGGUACUAAAUUUGAAGAAUAAUAAAUUAUCAACUCUGAAAGGAUUCCCAAUAUUGCAGUUACAAGAAUUAGACUUGAGUGAGAACGACAGCCUGACCAGUGAAGAAAUUCAAUCAUUUAGGAAUAGGGUAACUUACAAUGUAAUUUAUUAACUCUUAGCUUAUUUCAAUGUACGUACGACUACGACCAACAGCUUCUACUAAUAAAUAAGACAACUGCUUCAUACUAUC